CGGGCCAUCGACUCCAUACCGAAUCAACGGUUUGCAUUAGUCCCGGCUCGGGGAAAACGGUCGAUAGUACCUUGUGGAGACUCGAUGCCGCUAUGCCGCUUCGGCCGGGACCUGCUAUUUUGGUUUUCUUUGGUCGUUUCGUUUUUCAACGGUUCGUAUAUUAACUAGUAUAAGUGCCUUGGGCCCGAUUGCUGCGGAUUAAACGGAUGACAGGUUUGACAGGCCAGCUUGCGGGGCGUGCCUAGAUGCCAUGAACUCAGAUUUAUUGGUUACUUUUCUUUUAAGCGAUACUGGACUGGGGAGGUUUGCGCCCAUACGGGCUAGACUAUCGCUAUCAGAUAGGUCGGAGAUAAUCUGGGGAAUCAGGAGAAAUGUGACCCCUCCAAACUGCGACAGUCAGGCGCAAGGAGCGACUAAGGUUCGCCAUAAGGUUGUAUACGAGUUCUGUGUCGAGAUUGUGGAAAUUGCACUUGUAAAGGUCUCACGCGGAAGAGAUAGAAUCUAGAAGGCUGGAGCGACAGGCGACGCGUAGACACGUCGAACUUCUGCCGUCUGUAUGUAUCCUGCAUGCUCUGCUCUGCUGUCUGUGUCUAUGCAUUGUAUAUGCUUGUUUCUCUGUAGGAGAAUGAUUCAUGUAACGGAGGAAGGUUCAUUCUUGAUUUCAUUCGACGAUUGCUUCCAGACCGACUGUCUGUACGUUAACUCACGCGUGAUGCAUAACCGGGGCCUCGAGAGGCCUCUUUGGAUUCGGGUCUCGUAUUUCUGGGAGGCGAUGCUUUUCAUCAUAGC
Messenger RNA from Aspergillus ruber CBS 135680, 789 nucleotides. RefSeq lists its product as uncharacterized. The record is from RefSeq and is a predicted model, not a curated record. Bases 251 to 505 code for a protein of 84 amino acids. NCBI's taxonomy places the organism in Eukaryota, Fungi, Ascomycota, Eurotiomycetes, Eurotiales, Aspergillaceae. The transcript has a single exon.